Messenger RNA from Leptosia nina, 1254 nucleotides. NCBI's taxonomy places the organism in Eukaryota, Metazoa, Arthropoda, Insecta, Lepidoptera, Pieridae. The record is from the annotation of a GenBank genome assembly.
AUGCCAAUAUUAGUUAAAGAUUUUACCUGGACCCAAACUCUUAACUCAGUACAUUUAAGAAUUCCGUUGGAUCCUGUAUACCGAGAAAAAGUUGAUAUUUUCACCACUGAUUAUUAUAUUAAGGCAAAUUUUAAUCCCUUUUUAUUUGAAAUAUUUCUUCAACACGAUAUCAACGGUGAUAAAAGUAAAUGCACAGUACAAGAGGAUCAAUUAGUUUUUGAUCUGACCAAAAAAGAGGAUUUAGAAUGGAGUGCUUUAGAAAAAUCGUUAACUAAAGAAGAAAAGGCAAAACUUAGAGAAAAUAUGUUGGUAGAAAGUCAAGAACAGGCAAAGAAAGAAUCAGAAGAGCGAGCUAUAAGAAAAAGUCAGUUGAACAGAUAUGCAGUUCAACAAGCAAUGGAAAUAGAUAAUAAACAGCAUUCACUCAUGGAAUCCCGAAGAGAUGAAGAACGUACUAAAGCUAUGAAUGAUCUUGAAAAGUGGAGACAAACUGCAUCCGUAGAUAAUCAAAUUAAAAGCUUCAAUCGCAAGAGCACAGUUUCUGGUGCGAAGAUAGUAGAAUUACCUGAUGACUCACCUACAGAUUCAAAACCCAAGAGAUGUGCACCAGUGAAUAAGCCAGCCAAAACUCCAGUUCAAUCCGAUUACAUAAACAAAAAGAAAGAAGAAAAUAUAAAACGAGUUCUGCCAAAGUUACGGGAAUCCGGGCAGGUUGAAGUAAAACACACCCCGAGGACAUUUCCGACACCAAGUAGGGAGUCCACGGCGCGAGAAGAAGAGGCUUGGUUAAGAAAUAUCACGCAUGCAAGGAGAGCCACUGGCUUCGUGUCCGAAGACCUGCGGCCCGAAGAACAUGAUCCUCAGUGGUGUAAAGAGAAGGGCGAUGAAUUUUUCCGCAAUGGCAAUUUUCUUGGUGCUGUUAGUGCUUAUACACAUGGGAUAACACUUUCAGACAAACUACCUAGUUUAUAUGCGAAUAGGGCUGCAACCCAUUUUGCUUUGGGUAAUUUUAACAAAUGCGUGACAGACUGUUCUUCAGCUCUUGAUUUAAUGAAGCCAGUUUGUGAAGGCAAUAGACGAAGUCGCGCAAAGUGCAUCGCGCGCCGUGCUGCGGGCCUAGCGCGCUUAGGUCUAUUAAAUAAAGCCAUAGACGAAAUGAAAGCUGCAGCAAAACUUCUGCCAGAUGACGAAAAUAUAAAAAAUGACAUCUACGACAUGGAAAGAGCAUGGGAACAAAACCCCGACUCCGACUAA